AUGACAGGCUCACCAAGGCGAAUCGCCAUUGUUGGCGGAGGCAUCGCGGGCAUAGCUUGCUCGUGGGAGUUGCGAAAGCACAGCGCCCGCAAUGUCAGAGUAGAUAUCUAUGAGUCGGAGAGUAAACUCGGCGGGCACGCCAAUUCGGUGCCCUUCAAAGGCAAUGGCACAAGCGUCGACGUUGACACGGGCUUCAUUGUAAUGGACGAAGCCACGUAUCCCCGCUUCAACACUUUUCUCGGCGAUUUAGGCAUCAAGACAAUCCCCACGGAUAUGUCAUUUGGCGUCACAACCACCGACAAAACUUUCGAGUGGAGCAGUCGCUCCAUGGGCAGCUUCGUCGCCACUCUCACGCUGCUGUUGAGCCCCUGGGUAUGGCGUCUGAUAUUUGAUAUUGUUCGCUUUAGCCUGUUCGCCGAAGAUAUCCUCUACGAGCGAGGUACUACUCCUAGACGCGGCGAAGAAGAAAGCUGCCUCAUGUCAACGUCUCUAGAGUCCAUCGGUAGCUACUUAACAAGGCGGGGAUACUCCAGUCAAUUCACGACUUAUUUCUUGAUCCCAAUGGUAGCUGCUCCUUGGUGCAUUGAUCCAGAUGAGUUCAGCAGGAGUUUCCCUGCAAGGCCGCUAAUACACUUUAUGAAAACCCACGGCCUGCUAGAUACAGCCACAAAAACACUCCAGUGGCGCUCGUUUCGAAACGGGUCAAGAACGUAUAUCGAUGCGUUCCAAGACAGUCUUCCUCAGGGACACAACUUGCAUCUGAACACAUCUGUACAUGAGGUGACACGAAUUGGUAACGAGGUCUUGGUCAGUUUCUCGGAUGGCUCUGCAAAGACUUUUGAUCAUGUUGUUCUUGCCGUUCAUGCCAACCAAGCUGUCACUCUCUUGGGAGAAAAUGUCACAGCUUUGGAGCGUAGCAUUCUUGGUAGCUUCAAGACUAGCAGGAACCUAUGCUACCUGCAUUCUGACACUUCUCUCCUGCCAGAACGUUCAUCAGCUCGCGCGGCAUGGAACUGCAUGCUUGUACCUCACCAGUCGACCACGGCACAGGACCAUCUGACACGGAAUGAACACAAGUGCGGAAGGAAGCUAUCACUGACAUUUGACAUGAAUAAACUCCAAGAUAUUCCAAGUCCAGGGGAACCUGGAAGUCCGGGUAGGGUUCUUGUGAGCAUGAAUCCAAUACAUGUGCCUUGCUCGGUGCAAAGCAGCCAUGUAUAUUACCAUCCCAUCAUUAACUCAGAGUGUAUCCUUAUGGCGCGCCACCUUCAUAGGAUCAAUGGCAUCAAUAACAUCAGUUUCGCGGGAGCUUGGAUGGGAUACGGCUUUCAUGAGGAUGGCUUCGUGGCUGGUGUCCAUGCUGCACGUACCUUCAUGGACGGCUGGGAUAAGAUUCCUCCGUUGGAUCUUAUAGGUGAUACCAAGGACAUGCGGCCCCCUCGGACUGGGUUUCUUAGAGCGGUUCUCAGAUUAGGAGUUCUUGUCAUGCAGCAGCUUCUACAUGCGCAACCAUGGCUAUAA
This is a messenger RNA of Metarhizium robertsii ARSEF 23, 1521 nucleotides long. RefSeq lists its product as uncharacterized. NCBI's taxonomy places the organism in Eukaryota, Fungi, Ascomycota, Sordariomycetes, Hypocreales, Clavicipitaceae. The record is from RefSeq and is a predicted model, not a curated record. Gene Ontology annotation, molecular function: oxidoreductase activity. The transcript is spliced from 4 exons. The coding region runs from base 1 to 1521 and encodes 506 amino acids.